Orbilia oligospora ATCC 24927 is the source of this 564-nucleotide messenger RNA. RefSeq lists its product as uncharacterized. The transcript has 2 exons. The record is from RefSeq and is a predicted model, not a curated record. NCBI's taxonomy places the organism in Eukaryota, Fungi, Ascomycota, Orbiliomycetes, Orbiliales, Orbiliaceae. Bases 1 to 564 code for a protein of 187 amino acids.
AUGGGUGUUUGUUUCGGGGAUCCAAUUUAUGUCUUACAGACGGAGUCCUCGGAUGAUGUCAGCAGCUCGAGUGGAGCCUAUACCGAUGACGGAGGAACAGUCUCCUCUCUUUCCACUUCAUACAUCCUGGCUAUGAUCGAGGAUCUCAACUUAUUACACCACAAUCCCCAAAAUCAGCCGCUAGAUACGAGUAAUGAAGAUUUAUCGAUUUCUAUUCUAUCCCUCCGCGAAGCCACAUGCUAUCAAGACAGCAUCUGCAGUCGGUCAAAUGCCUCUACUUUUAAGUUGACGGCAACUACACAAAGUGAACAGAGGGAUACAACGGAAGAGUUCGAGGUCGUGGUUGAUAUAGGUGGUUUCAUUUGGCACCCAGUCGGAAGGUAUAUCAAUGGAGAUGAGGAGUUGGAUCCAUGGACGAUAUUUAGCCUUAGGACUUUGGGAAGUGGGACUGUGAGUGAUGCUGGAGUUGAGCUGGAUUCUGGAUGGGAUUGUGAGUUUCUAGCCUACCCGGAUUAUGCACCUUUGACUUCGUUGGAGAACAUGUUAGAAUGUGAAAGGUUGUAG